GUUGUUCAGGCAAUAACACCAGAAUAAAAAUGAUGAAAACACCUGAAGAUUCAUCUCAUGAAGAAGAAGAUUUGGGUAGUAAUAUUGAAGAAAGAACAUUAAGUAAAAACAUGAAAGUUCAAACUGGAAGUGGACCUUACAAAUGUAUAAUUUGUUUAAAACAAUUUACUGAAGCAUGUACCCUGAAAUCACAUAUGGUGACUCACACUGGAGAAAAGCCUUAUAAGUGUGAUACUUGUUUGAAACAAUUUAUUGCACCAAGUGCUCUGAAAUCCCAUAUGGUGACUCACACUGGAGAAAAGCCUUACAAGUGCGAGAUUUGUCUUAAGCGAUUUACUCAAGCCAGUUCUUUGAAACUACAUAUGAGGACUCACACUGGAGAAAAGUCUUACAAAUGUAAAAUUUGUUUUAAGCAAUUUGCUCUAGCCGGUAAUUUAAAAUCACAUGUGAUGACUCACAUAGGAGAAAACCCGUACAAGUGUGAUAUUUGUUUUAAGCAGUUUACUAAAACCAAUAAUUUGAAAUCGCAUAUGAUGACUCACACUGGAGAAAAGCCUUACAAGUGCGAGAUUUGUUUUAAGCAGUUAACUCACGCCAGUCAUUUGAAACUACAUAUGAUGACUCACACUGGAGAAAAGCCUUAUAAGUGUGAUAUUUGUUUUAAGCAGCUUACUCAAGCCGGUUCUUUGAAGUCACACAUGAUGACUCACAGUGGAGAAAAGCCUUACAAGUGCGAGAUUUGUUUUAAGCUGUCAACUCGCGCCAAUCAUUUGAAACUACAUAUGAUGACUCACACUGGAGAAAAGCCUUAUAAGUGUGAUAUUUGUUUUAAGCAGUUUACUCAAGCCGGUCCUUUGAAAUCACACAUGAUGACUCACACUGGAGAAAAACCUUAUAAGUGUGAUAUAUGUCUUAAGCAGUUUAUUCAAGCCGGUCAUUUAAAAUCACACAUGAUGAGUCACACUGGAGAAAAGCCUUAUAAGUGUGAUAUUUGUUUGAAGCAGUUUAGUGCGGCAAGUACUUUGAAAAGACACUUGAGAAUACACACUGUAGAAAAGCCUUACAAGUGCAAAAUCUGUUUUAAGCAGCUUAAUAGUAGAGAAGUAGCAGCCAUUCUGGCUCUGAUUCCAAAUUCCCUUAAUCUGUUUAUAACCAAAUUAGCACUUUACCAACCGAACUCUACGAGCCAUGGGCUAUGGAAAGCUCAUUUUGAAGUUGUCUAGCUGUAAUAUAAUGUGUACGCAAAGUCUUCAGAUGUAAAUAUCGUUCAUCUCCUGGGUUCGUGAAUCUGGGAAGUCCUGGAACUGGUCUUCUUGUGUAUCCUCCACCUUCUCUAUACCUUCUUAAAGCACUUAAAACACUGGAUUGGUGGAUUCCCGUAGAUAUCGCGGCGACCGUCCAUCUCAAAUUAAAGCUACAAUUUGGACUGCUUGUUUUGACGUUAUAUUACUCAUUUUUUGUAAAAGACCGCACUUCCUCAUUGAAAACUCAAGCAGACAUAGUGCACAGAUCAAAUUCUCGAACACAACUGUACAAAAUAAAUAUUCUUUAACAACG
Diabrotica virgifera virgifera (western corn rootworm) is the source of this 1557-nucleotide messenger RNA. Its product is annotated as zinc finger protein 239-like. Bases 30 to 1223 code for a protein of 397 amino acids. The record is from RefSeq and is a predicted model, not a curated record. Gene Ontology annotation, biological process: regulation of transcription by RNA polymerase II. Lineage: Eukaryota; Metazoa; Arthropoda; Insecta; Coleoptera; Chrysomelidae. Gene Ontology annotation, cellular component: nucleus. Gene Ontology annotation, molecular function: RNA polymerase II transcription regulatory region sequence-specific DNA binding; DNA-binding transcription factor activity, RNA polymerase II-specific. The transcript has a single exon.